CUGACUUCAAUUGCAUGUGGUUGAUGAUUGCAGCCUUUCUUUCAGCAGAUACUAAGGCAUAACUCUCAACACUGCUCAUUGACUUAGGAGCUACAAACUCCGAGCAACCUUCUCUGGAAAGGAAUAGUGAAAAGCCAUGUCACUUGGAAUGGAACUGGUUGCUUACUUACUUUCAAGUCUUUCUCAUAGAAACUCAAAUCUUAUUCUAGGAAGAGCAUUAGUUAGAAUAGAUGGGCUUGAUCUAUGGGUGUGCAGUGGAAGAUAUCAUCACUGGCUUGGCAAUCAUAUGUAGGGGUUGGAAACCAGUUUACUUUAGUCCCCAUAAAAGUACUUUCUUGGGUGUUGCUCCAACAACAUUAGAUCAAAGUCUUAUUCAGGACAAGAGGUGGUCUGAAGGUCUGUUUCAGAUAUUGCUCUCCAAGUACUGCCCCUCAUUAUAUGGUUAUGGGAAGGUUUCAAGCCUAUGGUUCUUGCCAUUUGCUUAUGUUUUUGUAGCCAAGAAUGCUUACAGCAUACUUGAGACAGUGAGCUGUGGAGAAACAUUCAAGACUUUGUGGAACUUCGAACGAAUGUGGAUGAUGCGAUCAGCAACUUCAUACCUGUUUGCCUUCAUAGACAACCUCAUAAUGCUAUUUGGACUUUCUGAAACAACAUUUGUCAUUACAGCCAAGGUGGCUGAUGAGGAUGUGUUGAAGAGGUACCAACAUGAAAUCAUUGAAUUUGGAAGCUCAUCUCUCAUGUUUACUAUCAUGUCAACAUUAGCCCCGCUGAACCUUUUCAGUUCAGUUGGGGGAAUCAAGAAAGUCAUUUUCGAUAUCGAAUUCAGGGCUGCUGCAGGCUUGAUCCCACAUGUUAUUCUUUGUGGGGUAACAGUUAUGCUCCAUGUGCCUGUGUACGAAGCCCUCUUUGUCCGCAACGAUGAGGGCCAAAUCCCAUCCUCUGUUAUGUUCAAGUCAAUUAUUGUAGCUUCGCUGGCAUGUCUAAUGCCCUAUUUGCUUUACAAUUAAGCACUCAUCGGCAUGUAAAUUUCAAAGGUGUGAUGUUUUAUAUUUUUUUAUGGUAUGCUCAAAACAUUAUGACCUUGGGA
Molecule: messenger RNA, 1087 nt
Organism: Vitis vinifera (wine grape)
Lineage: Eukaryota; Viridiplantae; Streptophyta; Magnoliopsida; Vitales; Vitaceae
Product: cellulose synthase-like protein E6
Exons: 3
Coding region: 231-1007 (258 amino acids)
Biological process (GO): cellulose biosynthetic process; plant-type primary cell wall biogenesis
Cellular component (GO): trans-Golgi network; plasma membrane
Molecular function (GO): mannan synthase activity; cellulose synthase (UDP-forming) activity
Source: RefSeq, a predicted model, not a curated record